UUCUGUCUGCGCAGCGGGCGGCGGUAGCGGCUCGGGCAGUGGCAGAGUCGGCUACGGUGCCUGAGGCCGAGGCAGUGGCUCUCUUGCAGCUCCAGCAGCGGCGGCGAUAAGUAGCAGUUUUCCUUCCCUCCGUACCCGGUCCGCUCGCAGCAGGCCGGCCCUCUCCUCCCCUCCCCUCCCUGCCCCUGCCCUGCCCGCUUUCCUCGGUGCCCGCCUCCCUGCCCUGCCCAGCCCGCCGGCCCCCGGAAUGGAGUUGCCCGGGGGCCCCGGUAUGGCGGGGCCCAGCAACGUCCCUGCCUUCCUGACCAAGCUGUGGACCCUAGUGAGCGAUCCGGAGACAGACCCGCUAAUCUGCUGGAGCCCGAGUGGGAAUAGCUUCCAUGUUUUUGACCAAGGCCAGUUUGCCAAGGAGGUGCUGCCAAAGUACUUCAAGCACAACAACAUGGCCAGCUUCGUUCGGCAGCUCAAUAUGUAUGGCUUUCGGAAGGUUGUCCACAUUGAACAAGGUGGCCUGGUGAAGCCAGAGAAAGAUGACACAGAGUUUCAGCACCCAUACUUUAUCCGGGGCCAGGAGCAGCUCCUAGAGAACAUCAAGAGGAAAGUGACCAGCGUCUCCAGCAUAAAGCAUGAGGAUAUAAAAGUCCGACAGGACAAUGUCACCAAGCUGCUAACAGAUGUUCAAAUGAUGAAGGGCAAACAGGAAAGCAUGGACUCAAAGCUCAUGGCCAUGAAACAUGAGAAUGAAGCCCUAUGGAGAGAGGUUGCCAGCCUUCGGCAGAAGCAUGCCCAACAGCAAAAAGUAGUCAACAAGCUGAUCCAGUUCCUGAUCUCUCUCGUCCAGUCAAACCGGAUCCUGGGGGUGAAGAGGAAGAUCCCCCUGAUGUUGAAUGAUAGCAGUUCGGCACAUUCCAUGCCCAAGUACAGCCGCCAGUACUCCUUAGAGCACGUCCAUGGCUCCUCUCCCUUCACGGCUUCUUCCCCAACCUAUAGUGGCUCCAACCUAUACUCCUCAGACUCCGCAGCCAAUAGUGGACCCAUCAUUUCAGAUGUCACAGAGCUGGCCCAAUCCAGCCCCUCGGCCUCCCCCAGUGGCAGCGUGGAUGAGAGGAUCAGCCCCAUGAUACGAAUCAAGGAGGAGCCUCCCAGUCCACCACGAAGCCCUCAGAUCGAGGAGACCAGUCCAGGCCACCCGCCCUCAGUGGUGGAGACUCCCCUGUCCCCUUGCACCUUCAUUGACUCCAUUCUUCAGGAGAGUGAGCCCAGUACUGCCGCCUCUGUUUCUGGCACCGUGGGUGGGGUCAUCUCCUCUCCACCUCCAGGUCCCCUCCAGACUCCCGAGAAGUGCCUCAGCGUAGCCUGCCUCGACAAAAAUGAGCUUAGUGAGCACCUGGAUACCAUGGACUCCAACCUGGACAACCUACAGACCAUGCUAACCACCCACGGCUUCAGUGUAGAUACCAGCGCCCUACUAGAUCUCUUUAGCCCCUCAAUGUCUGUGACAGACAUGAGCCUGCCUGACCUGGACAGCAGCCUGGCUAGUAUCCAGGAUCUCCUCUCCUCCCAGGAGCAACCAAAGCCUCUGGAGACUGAGACAGGUGGUGCAGACUCAGGGAAGCAGCUGGUGCACUACACAGCCCAGCCCUUGUUCCUGGUAGACUCCAGCACUUUGGACACAACAGGGAAUGACCUGCCCAUCUUCUUCGAACUGGGGGAGGGGCCUUACUUCUCGGAGGGGGAUGACUACACCGAUGACCCCACCAUCUCCCUGCUGUCUGGCUCUGAGCCCACCAAGGCCAAGGACCCUGCCGUCUCCUAAGGCCCCUCUUCCUCUGGGAGGGGGAUCAUCCAGGCAUCAGGGCCCCCCUCCCUUCCUUGCCAACCUUCCUGAGGGUGGGAGAGGGGCACUGUCCCUUGUGUUUGUGCUCAGAGAAGUUGUCAGAAAUCUAAUUUGGGGCCAGACAAGCCUGUUGGAGGGAACCUGGCAACAGAUAGGACCCAGGCCAUAAUUAAGGGGCCACCCACUUGAGCAAGGAGAGAGAGUGUGCCCAAGGGGCUCUUCUGGACAGAGCUUGGUAUAAUGGAAGCAGCCCCAGGUGAGCAGAGGUCAACAGGAGAAAGGACCCCAGCUCCAACACCAUGCAUGCCAUGGGGUGGAACCCUGCCCACCACCUCUCGCAUUUUCCUGUUGCUCCACUGGGCAGCAGCUUAUGCUUGCCCCACUCCUCAUCCCUGGCUCCGUAUGUUCUCCUGUUGGUUGGUUUGGGGUUUUCUCGGUUACACUUUGUACUGGCCCUGCUGACUGUUGAUAGAAUUGUAUUUUGGAUUUUUACACGAGAGAAGUUUAUACUUCUCCCCCUAUAUAGAGAAUAUAUAUAUUAUAUAUAUACAUACAUACAUACAUAUAUAUAUAUGAAGACAGAUCUAUAGAGAGGCUAUAUGGUUGUGGUUUCUCAGCUGAUGGGGAGUGUUAUUCCUGGCAUUCAGGAGGGAGUUACAUUGAACUCAGAUUGGGUUGAGGCUGCUAAGAUGGCUUCAGUAUUUGGGGAAGGAGGCCAGGAAGGGAAGGAAGCAAGAGUCAGGGGCUGGCCUCUUGGCGAGGGAACAUCCCCAAGUGAAAGGGCCCUCUGUUGAGAAGGGGAAGGUACCAAGUCCUGAUGGGUUUAUCUGUGCUCCUUUGGGGUGCGGUGUUUGAAGGGGUGCCCUAGGACCCUCCCCUCCAGGAUUGUACGGUUUAGAGCAGGAAGCAACCAUAAAGACUUUCGAUCCACCCCAUUUUUAUAGGUGAGAAAACAAGCCCAGAGAGGUCGAAAGUGUAUCAUGUAGAAAUGACAGUGGAUUAUUUGUGAUCAUUGGGCUCCAAAUUAGCUGUGUGAUCUUGGCCCAAGUCCCUCAACUCUAGGCCUCACCUUCCUCAUCUUUAAAGCAAACAAGUUGUCCUAGAUUUCUAGUCCCUUCUCUAAAUCAUAGGAUCCUCAGUGACCUACCCAAGGUCACAAAGCUUAGUAAGUGGAACCAGAAUUCGUAAGCAGGUCUUCUAGAUUCCAGAUUCAGGGCUUCACCACACCCCACUGCCUUCUCUUCUCAACCCUUGUCUCCCUUCUCUGCCCGUUUCUCUUGCAGGCCUAUUUCACUGAUUAGGUCCAUGAUGUUUUACCUGGAUUUGCCCCAAAUCCCUGCAGUUUCUUUCUCUUAUUCUGCAUUUCAUCCUUCUGCCCUUUGGGGUGAAGAAAUUUCCCAAAUAAGGGCAUUAGCAUACCAGGCACACUGACCUGAGCUCCCCCCAACCUCCCUGCCACUUACUGUGAUUGAGUCAGUGGACUCCCAUUUAGUAUGGAAGGUAGAUGCAGCGUUCAGAUUUGUAUCAGAAUUUGAAGGACACAGAUUUCCUCUAAGUCACUACAACACACACCUGUCCCUAGUCCACAGCCCUCAUUAGCUAAGGCCAGAUUUUUCUCAGAUAUAUUUAUUGAGGGGAUAGGGCAAAUAUUCCCUAUCACCCAGGAAUAAAGUAGGGAGAGGGAACAGGGUAUAAGGACCACGGACUGAUUCUCAGCAGAGACUCCUGGCAGCAGCUUCAUAGGCCUGUAGGUGAGAAAGGAAAGGAUGUCAGACUGGGGUUUCUCAUUGAGCUGGCUUCCCUUUUGGUGCCCACAUACCACCAAUCCCUGAGGCCUAGGCUGCCAACCAGAUUUCACUUAGGAAAUAGGUCUUGUACCAGGUUAUCAAGCCCCAGUCUCACGUUGCUACACCACCAGCUCUUCUGCUGAGGUCCUCUCCACCUCUGGGGGUAUAAGGAGGGUAUGGAUAAAAUCAAUGUUGGCAGAUCUGUCAUCCAUCCAGUUAAACACAGUAAUGUCUCACCUGUUUCCCCCAUGUCCCCAUAUAUUCCCAGUACUAAAUCGGGGCAGGCCCUUCAUAGAUCUUCCCUUUCAGGCAUUCAUCUGAGGAAUAUUCUGUGGCAGAUGGGAGUUACUUCCUUGGACUCCUCCAGCAUGCCUUUCUUGUGUGUGUGUGUUGGGAAGGUGUGGGGGAAUCUUACCCCGAAUGUUGUCACACCCAGAGCCAAAUGUCCCAUUAAAGAGAAGGGAGUGCAGAAGUCAUGUGCAAACUAAACCUGAAUGAAAAUCCCCUCCAACUAUAUUUCUGGUCAUUCAUCCUUGCUAUGAAAACCUCUCCCAAGAGGGAAUCCUUGUCUUCUAGCUCUGCUAGGCAAAUCUAACCCUCUCUUGCCCAUGGAAAUCCUUCAGGUACUUGAUGAGUGAUGUCUCAACCCUGAUCCUCCAGGUUAAAGACCAAUAAUUCCAUCAGUCCUUUCAAAGCCUACAAUUUGUUCAUUUUUCUGGAUUUCUGCUUCCUGCCCAGUAUCACUUGGUAACCUUUCCUGACACUAUGUACACCUAUACAUCCAUACACACAUUCCCCUCCCCCAGAGUCCCGGUGAAAAGUGCUGAGCUCACCUCGGGCCUUCUGAAAAGGGGAUUCAUCUUCCUCAUCAUCCUCUACUCCCUCCUCUUCCAUGUCUACAAAGAGGAAUUGGGGGGGGGACGCAGGGAGAGAAAGAAGGGUAAAAGGCAUUCUUAGGUCCAGACUGCGUCAUCCCCCAUAUCCCUGCCUUAGGUAGGGGAGCAAAGCCCCAUCAGUGACAGGGUCAUUGCCUUGAUGCUCUGCCUGGAAAA
Trichosurus vulpecula (common brushtail) is the source of this 4676-nucleotide messenger RNA. It is a transcript of the gene HSF1, whose product is annotated as heat shock transcription factor 1. Gene Ontology annotation, molecular function: sequence-specific DNA binding; DNA-binding transcription factor activity. Bases 248 to 1816 code for a protein of 522 amino acids. The transcript has 13 exons. NCBI's taxonomy places the organism in Eukaryota, Metazoa, Chordata, Mammalia, Diprotodontia, Phalangeridae. The record is from RefSeq and is a predicted model, not a curated record. Gene Ontology annotation, biological process: regulation of DNA-templated transcription.